Molecule: messenger RNA, 794 nt
Organism: Scylla paramamosain (green mud crab)
Lineage: Eukaryota; Metazoa; Arthropoda; Malacostraca; Decapoda; Portunidae
Gene: Lamtor2
Product: ragulator complex protein LAMTOR2-like
Exons: 3
Coding region: 149-526 (125 amino acids)
Biological process (GO): cellular response to amino acid stimulus; positive regulation of TOR signaling
Cellular component (GO): Ragulator complex
Molecular function (GO): molecular adaptor activity; guanyl-nucleotide exchange factor activity
Source: RefSeq, a predicted model, not a curated record
GCAAAGACUUACAAUCACCACUAUCCACCACAAGCACUACUUCGUCACUCGUCCCCGUCACGCCCACUGGCUCUACUUUUGCCCUUUUUUUUGUGUGUAUUUCCCUUCAGCAUCAGGGGUCGUGAGGUUCCCUGUAAGACCCUGUAGGAUGCUGAAGCCAAGGACCCUCACGCAGAUCCUCAGUCAGGCCAAUACUGGGGGUGUUCAGAGUGCUCUAUUGCUGAACCUGGAGGGCGCCCUGCUUGCCUUCAGUGGGUAUGGGGACCGAGAUGCCAGGGUGACAGCUGCCAUCGCCAGCAACAUCUGGGCAGUGUAUGACAAGAAUGGCAGGAACGCUUUCUCUGAGGACAGACUGAACAUGAUACUGAUGGAUUGUGAGGAGGGCAAGGUGUGCGUGACACAGGUGGCAAAUCUGCUGCUGGCUGUCUACGCCAAAGAAAAUGUGGGCUUUGGUCUGCUCAGGAUCAAGACUGAGGCGCUGGCCCGCUACCUUGAUGGGCCGCUGCGGCAGGUGGCUGCUGCGUGAUGUCCUCAGUCAUGCUUUGGGCUCCUGCUGCCUUGAAUAUAAUCUAAGGGGGGCAGAUUUCCAUAUAUAUUUUUCAGAUAUACUUUAGAUAAUUCAAGAUUUAAUCACUGUUGGCAUACAGUGACAUUUUAUUUACUGAUGCUGCUGUUAGGUAUGUGUGGCUCACUUCAUUUGUGUACUGUUUGAGAUUUUAAUUUAUUGGUUGUUCCUUUGUGCUUCAGUUAGAGAAAUGAUGUAAGGACUUAAAGUAAAUAUGUACACACAGUAA